Molecule: messenger RNA, 1431 nt
Organism: Eucalyptus grandis
Lineage: Eukaryota; Viridiplantae; Streptophyta; Magnoliopsida; Myrtales; Myrtaceae
Product: auxin efflux carrier component 8
Biological process (GO): auxin export across the plasma membrane; auxin polar transport
Cellular component (GO): plasma membrane; endoplasmic reticulum
Molecular function (GO): auxin efflux transmembrane transporter activity
Source: RefSeq, a predicted model, not a curated record
UCAUUCUUACCAAAUUGAUUGGUAUUUUUAAAGUAAGGUCGUUCUGGUUUUUAGGGAGAAGGCAGUUUAUAUAGAAAGCUUCAACUGAAGCUUCUAUAAAGACAUUCCAACAUCAAACUUUCAAGAUUUGUACAAACCAACCGAGACAGCACAUAAGCCCUUCUGCUUUUCAGUGAUUUGAACAGUCACAAUAUCAUUUUCUCCGGAAACUCCUUCCUCAGGUGCCGGUUACGAUGAUUUCCUUGACCAAUGUCUACCAUUGUGUGGCAGCUACAGUCCCUUUAUACGCCACGAUGUUUCUAGCAUUUAUAUCGAUUCGGUUUUGGAAGCUCUUUACGCCAGACCAAUGUGCCGGAAUAAAUAAGUUUGUGGCCAAAUUUUCCAUACCGCUUCUGUCAUUCCAAGUGAUCUCAUCCACCAAUCCAUACAAGAUGAACCUCAGGCUUGUCCUAGCGGAUUUCGCACAGAAGAUCCUUGCGAUUUUGAUAGUGGGAGGGGUGGCGAAGUUCCGCUCCGGGGGAGGGUUGAGGUGGAUCAUAACCGGCGUCUCUCUGUCCACGCUGCCAAACACCCUAAUCCUGGGGAUUCCGCUCUUGAGGGCCAUGUAUGGAGAUGAAGGCAGCUUCCUCAUUGCUCAGAUAGUCUGCUUACAAAGCAUACUCUGGUACAAUCUGUUGCUGUUCUUAUUUGAGCUCAAUGCAACAAAGGCAGCCUCAGUUACACCCUCAUCAGAAGCCACAGGGGUCACGGCGACCACAGAGGAGGAUGAAACGAAAGAUGGAGGAGAUGAGUUGAAGUUGAGAAACGGAAGAAAGUAUGAGACUUUGCUCAUUUUUCUCAAAGUGGGGAAGAAUCUCCUGAGAAACCCCAAUACGUAUGCAACUGUAAUGGGCGUGAUCUGGGCAAGCAUCCACUUCAGAUGGGGGGUUGAAAUGCCAGCAAUUGUUAGUAGCUCAAUACUAAUACUCUCAGAGGGAGGACUCGGAAUGGCUAUGUUCAGCUUAGGCCUUUUCAUGGCAUCACAGACUCGAAUAGUCGCUUGUGGUGCUCGGUUGGCUGCGGUGGCCAUGGCCGCCAAGUUUAUCGCCGGGCCAGGCCUAAUGGCCAUCUCCUCCCUUGCCAUCGGACUCAGGGAAACCUCACUGAAAGUGGCAAUUGUGCAGGCGGCUCUACCCCAAGGAAUUGUUCCCUUUGUUUUCGCCAAAGAGUACAAUGUACAUCCAGAAAUCUUGAGCACAGGGGUGCUCUUUGGAAUGCUCAUUGCCAUGCCAAUAUCAUUAGUUUACUAUCUCUUGCUGUCUCUGUAGAAUUGCCAGAGUAUUGUUGUUCAGUAACAAAGGAAAGUUAUGCAGCAAGUUUAGCUGAUGCAGAUCAAGGGAGUCUCGUGGCUAAUUUAACAGCAUUGAUGAUUCAAGCAGUUUUAAAUUCUUC